AUGAACCUAAUAGUAGCUAAAGAUAAGAGGAUGCUACAGUUGAAUGAGUUGGAUGAAUUUCGGAUGGAUGCCUAUGAGAAUGCAAAACUUUACAAGGAAAGGACAAAAAAACUACAUGAUAAGUACAUGCAGAGGCAUGAGUUCACUCCAAGUCAAAAAGUACUAUUGUUCAAUUCUAGGUUAAAACUUUUUUCAGGGAAAUUGCGUUCUAGAUGGUCUGGACCAUUUACAAUUGUUCAAGUCUUUCCACAUGGGGCAGUUGAAGUGGCUCAUGAGACAAAAGGAACAUUCAAACUAAAUGGGCAGCGGUUGAAAGCAUAUUGGGGUGGUGACUUUGAGAAAGAGAAGGACAUGACAGCGUGA
Messenger RNA from Olea europaea var. sylvestris, 363 nucleotides. RefSeq lists its product as uncharacterized. The coding region runs from base 1 to 363 and encodes 120 amino acids. Lineage: Eukaryota; Viridiplantae; Streptophyta; Magnoliopsida; Lamiales; Oleaceae. The record is from RefSeq and is a predicted model, not a curated record. The transcript is spliced from 2 exons.